Messenger RNA from Symbiodinium sp. CCMP2592, 477 nucleotides. The record is from the annotation of a GenBank genome assembly. Lineage: Eukaryota; Dinophyceae; Suessiales; Symbiodiniaceae.
AUGCGUUCCAUUUAUUUAUUGGUGCUGCUGACUUCAAAACAGCAAGUUGUUUUGAGCGUGCGGCCGACGCAGAACUCGAACCAAUGCUGUGAAAUCAGGACGCCGCCCACGGAUCCGAAAACUGCGGCAAGCAAAAUCAAAGAAGUCUGCGAGGUGGCUGCAUUGGAUGACGGUGAGAAUGUGACAGUUGAAACACUCCGCAAGUGCGCAGAUGAAUUGCAGAAAUAUGCCGAAACGACCAAGCAGGGCAUGGUGGAGUCCAUCGAAGCGGAGAAGGAAUUUGUCAAACAAUAUUCCAAAGCUGCACAGCAGAUUGCGAGAAUAGGUGAUGUGGAGCGCAUUUGGCAAAGCGUUCAGACCGACACCAACAAAUCUUUGCAAGUGCUGUUGGGUGAUGCCGAUGAGACAGACAAGCUGGCGAAGAAGAUGCGGCCGCAGACACUGCCGGGUGAAACGGCAGAGCGUCAAGCAUCUUGA